Molecule: messenger RNA, 2757 nt
Organism: Guillardia theta CCMP2712
Lineage: Eukaryota; Cryptophyceae; Pyrenomonadales; Geminigeraceae
Exons: 19
Coding region: 1-2757 (918 amino acids)
Biological process (GO): leucyl-tRNA aminoacylation
Molecular function (GO): aminoacyl-tRNA deacylase activity; ATP binding; leucine-tRNA ligase activity
Source: RefSeq, a predicted model, not a curated record
AUGAAUGGGCUCUUGCACUUGGGACAUGCCUUUUCAUUAACGAAAGCGGAGUUCGCAGUAGGAUAUUACAGAUUGAAAGGUUUUCUCUGCCUUUGGCCAUUUGGCUUUCAUUGUACAGGAAUGCCCAUCCAAGCUGCUGCAAAUCUACUGAAACAGGAACUGGGAGAAAGCGAGUCAGCGUCAGGUUCAACCCCCGUGUAUUUAUGCUCGGCCACUCAGAACAUGGGGAUCCCAGAGGAACAAAUUUCACUGUUUACAAAUGCGUCUCAUUGGUUGGAAUACUUUCCUCCAAAGGCCAAAAGAGAUUUACAAGAGAUGGGUCUCAAGAUAGAUUGGCGAAGAUCAUUCAUUACGACUGAGGCUUCUCCGUGGUACGACGCUUUCAUCAAAUGGCAAUUCAGAAGGCUUCAGUCUCUGGACAAGAUCAAAUUUGGAAAGAGACAUUCAAUCUAUUCGCCUUUGGACAAGCAGAUCUGCGCAGAUCAUGAUCGAGCGGUCGGGGAGGGAGUCUGUCCGCAAUCUUAUACGCUGAUCAAGAUGAAAUUGUUGGACACAUCCAACAAAGUGUUUGAGAACAUCUCUUCCUACGACAUAUACCUGCUUGCCGCAACCUUGAGACCAGAAACAAUUUAUGCACAGACAAACUGUUGGGUCCUUCCACAUGACAAAGAUGGUAACGACGUGACAUACGGGUGCUAUCGCUCGCAUGUUGCCAACGAGCUGUUCAUUGUCGGCGAUCAUGCGGCUCGCAACAUGGCGUUCCAGGGUUUGAGUCCCUCCUUUGGCGUCUCUGAAUGCGUCGCAAGAAUCCGAGGACAGGACCUCCUAGGGCUGAGAGUUGCUUCUCCCAUCAGCCGUUUGGGAGAGCUUCGCAUUUUUCCUCUCCUCAACAUCUUCAUGGACAAGGGGACAGGAAUCGUAGCUUGUGUUCCUUCCGUUUCUCCCGAGGACCACAUCGCCCUGCGUGACCUCGAGGCGAAGCCUAAAUUUCGUGCCAAGUAUGGGAUCGAGGAUAGCUGGAUGGAGGGGCUGCGAUCGGACACUGUCAUCAUGGCCCCGUACAAGAAGGAUAAGGGGGGAGACAAGGAGGAGGAGGAGGAGAAGUGCGAGUGCAUUGCUGAGCGAGCGUGUGAGGAAUUCAAAGUUGCAUCGCAGAACGACAGGAAUUCACUUGAAAUGGCCAAAAUCAAAGCAUACAAGAUCAGUCUCAACGACGGCUCAAUGACAGCCGGUCCCUUCGCUGGUCAACGAGUGAAAGAUGUGAAAAAUCUGAUCAGAGAUCAAUUCAUUGCAGAGAAUUUGGCGUAUGAUUUCUCGGAACCAGAAUCAAAGGUGAUCUCGAGGACUGGAGAUACGUGUGUCGUGGCUCUUACCGACCAGUGGUAUUUGAACUACGGCGAAAAGAAAUGGAAGGCGCAGGUGGAGCAGCACAUCAGACAGGAGAUGGAAUUCUUCAGCUCAGACACCAGAGGACGCUUCCUCUCCGCCAUCGACUGGCUGGAGGACUGGGGCUGCUCGCGCUCCUUUGGACUGGGAACGAAACUGCCGUGGGACGAGACUCAGGUCAUCGAGUCGCUCUCCGACUCGUCCAUCUACAUGUCAUUCUACGCCAUUGCGCACCUGGUCUCGUCGUCCUCCCUCCUCAAUGAUGGCGAUGAGGGUGCAAGCGCAGGAGCUGGAGCAGGAGGCAAGGUUGAUAUAGACCCUCACCUGGUCCCUGACGAGGAGUGGGAUUACAUCUUCCUGGAUGCUCGCAUGCCGGACCAGACUGUCAUCCCGCAGGAACGGCUGAAGAUGAUGAGGACAGAGUUCAGAUUCUGGUACCCGGUCGACCUAAGGGUGUCGGGCAAGGACUUGAUUCAGAACCACCUUCUCUUCUUCCUCUACAACCACAUCGCUAUCUUCCCGCCUGAGCGCUGGCCGAGGGCUGUUCGCACCAACGGGCAUGUCAUGCUCAACAAUGACAAGAUGUCAAAGUCCACGGGCAACUUCCUGACGCUGCGCGAGGCUGUCGACCUUUACUCGGCUGACGGGAUGAGAUUUGCCCUCGCCUGUGCAGGAGAUGCAAACGAAGAUGCGAACUUCGAGCAUUCAGUUGCCAACUCCGCUAUCUUGAAGCUCACGUACGCACGGAUGGCAGACAACCACUAUGCAAAGCAACAGUUUCGAGAUGCUCUGAUCUGCGGCUUUGACCUUCUGCUAGGCGCAAGAGACAGGUAUCGCAACAUGGUGCGAGCCAUGCACGAUGGCGGCUAUCUGAAAGAUCUCCUCCUCCGCUUCCUUCAGUACCACACCGUCCUCAUCGCCCCCAUUUGUCCGCAUUACGCUGAGCACGUCUGGUCGAUGCUCGGAAACGCGGAUAGUGUGAUGCAUGCAAGAUGGCCUGAAGUCAAAGAAGAAGAUGCAGCACUUACCAGAAUGACCAACUACAUCGACAAGCUCGUCGUUGAGCUAAGUGAGACUGUACGACCGCGCCAGCAGCUGGUUGACUGGGAUCAUGUUGAAGCCGUGGAGAUUUUCAUCUCUACCUCCUGCUCCCCCUGGCAGGUCACUUGCUUAGAGACGAAAAAAGUCUUGCCUUUCGUGCAGUUCCGCAUCGACGAGUUUGAGCAGAGGGGGGAAGAGGCCUUCGAGGACGGGGUUCCCUUUGAGGAGGAGGCAGUUGUGCAGGAACUGACCUCCUUCCUCCUAUCGGAACUUCCGCUCUCCUCUGUCAAGACAAUUUCAAGUAAAAAUAUCAACCACGUCUCUCCUUGA